GAACCGUUGUUUACAAAAGUAAAUACAAACGGCUUGAACAAUUAUUCUUGUUUCGUUUUCAUUAAAAUGAAGUUCCGUGCAGUUAUUAGCGAUGGUAUUAACAUCAAGGAAUUUCUCAACGUAAUCAGUACAUUUUCUCGAAUGGAGAAAAAUCUAAUCAUAAAUGUACAACCGAACAAGCUGAUUUUACAGAUCGAAUCUGAAUCGUACGAUGGACAGUACUUGUGGUGCGAAAUCGAUUCCUCACUGCGAGAUGGUUUCUUCUCCGAGUACAUUAUGGAUGGUAUCGACAGCGAGCACAACCAAAUCUAUAUGACCUGCCUGGCGACCAGUUUCCUGCGUGCACUUUCUUACGUACGAAAUAAUGCGGUUGAUUACAUCAAGCUAAAGCUCAUCAAAACACACAUGCCCUGUCUUGCCGUGGAAAUGUCCGCUACGAUCACCAACGAUCAGGACAUCCUGACUCCAAAAAUACAACAUGCCAUGCCCAUCACGGUAGUACCGCGCAAUGAGUGGAAUCAGUACAAAAUUCCGCUCGAGGUUGAGUACGACCUGUCCAUCGCUAUGCCGUCUGCAAAAUCAUUACGCAUGCUGCUGGAUAAGAAGAAAAACCUUGCUCCAACAGUAACACUGUACGCCACAGUCAACAACGAGCUAUCGCUCGUGGUCGAAACUGAAGUUGUAACUGUAGCUAGUCACUAUCGGAAUCUCAAGUGUGUUCCCGCGCGAAAAGCCACCGAACACGAGGCACCGGAACAAUUAACGAAUCUCUCCGAAGCGAGCUGUCGAGUGGAUACGAAGAAACUUGCAGCACUAUUUGAAACGAUCAAUUUUUGCGAUAUGGUAAUGACGGCGAACCUACGACACGAACAUGCGUUAAACAUUCGCUUCGAUAUGCGACAGAACGCGUUUGUGAACUAUAUUUUGCCGGCUACUAAUUUUGAAUAAAUUUCCCUCAAUGUUUAAAUGUUUAAUUGAGCUAUC
This is a messenger RNA of Anopheles funestus (African malaria mosquito), 984 nucleotides long. RefSeq names its product checkpoint protein HUS1 (gene Hus1-like). The record is from RefSeq and is a predicted model, not a curated record. The transcript has a single exon. Gene Ontology annotation, biological process: telomere maintenance; nucleotide-excision repair; double-strand break repair via homologous recombination. Gene Ontology annotation, cellular component: checkpoint clamp complex; site of double-strand break; nucleolus. The coding region runs from base 67 to 948 and encodes 293 amino acids. NCBI's taxonomy places the organism in Eukaryota, Metazoa, Arthropoda, Insecta, Diptera, Culicidae.